GUCAAACACAAAUACAAAAUGGCGAAGUAAAUGUUUUCGUUUCUCGCCAAAAUGACUAUUUUAACAUUGUUAAAAUUUUGAUUAUACAAAGACUUUUCAGUGAGUUUAACGAACGCCUUUGAUAUCUCUGCUAAUUUCGUUAAUUUUAUUAUAAUAAACAAUUGAGCUCUGUCUUAAAUAUCUAUUUUCUGUAGCAAAAUGGGGGAUGGAGACGAAUCAUCAGAUUUGGUUGAACGUGUUGAACAUGUUGAUAGUCAUAAGAGUGAAGAUGAAUUGGAAAAUGCCUUCAAGAAAUUAGACGUAAUUCCUUCCUUGGAACGAAAACGCCUUAUCCACUUUCCGAAAUUCCAACCUAGGCGAAAGUCGACAGAAAUCGGUGCUAAAAGUUCUGUACAGGAAGAGGAAAACCAAGACCAAAAUGAAGCAGAAAGUCGAGGAAUGAAGAGGAUGCUUAGCAGCCAAUCUCUGGAAGAAAGAAAUGUUAAGCCUUGUUCUUGUUCUGCUCAGGCCAGAAAAGAAGAUGAAUUAACUGUGGAAGACUUAGCUGGAUAUUUUGAUGAUUAUGUUUAUAUACCUAAAAAGAUGUCUGAUAUGGCAGAGAUGAUGUACACUUGA
This is a messenger RNA of Dimorphilus gyrociliatus, 615 nucleotides long. Lineage: Eukaryota; Metazoa; Annelida; Polychaeta; Dinophilidae. The record is from the annotation of a GenBank genome assembly.